AUGGGAGAUCUAAAUGCACACCAUAUAGUUUUUGGAUGUCAAUCAAAUAAUAGUAGAGGCAAUAGUUUAUACAAUCUCAUUGAUGAACUAGACUUGUGUAUUUUGAAUGAUGGGAGUGCUACAACUGUUCAAAUUCCAAACAGAAAUGCAUCUGCUAUUGAUGUUACUUUGGUUAACCCAGCAAUAGCUCCUCUUUGUGAAUGGCGAAUUCAUGAUGAUUCAAUGGGCAGCUACCACUAUCCAACUCAGGUUGUUGUCAAUGUAAAACCAUCCACAUAUGAAGUCCUGCCUGUGGAAGAAAAAUACAUAUAUUGUAAGGCUGAUUGGACUGAAUAUUAUAAUUUUCUGAAACAUCUUUUUGUCAGUUAG
This is a messenger RNA of Pieris macdunnoughi, 369 nucleotides long. The record is from the annotation of a GenBank genome assembly. Lineage: Eukaryota; Metazoa; Arthropoda; Insecta; Lepidoptera; Pieridae.